AGUAAAUUUACGAAUGUCCUUCAGAUUGCAAGUCACAGAUCCCGUCAAAGAUAAAAUAUCAAUGUUGGAAGUCGAAUAAACACUUACUGUAUUGGACUUAAAAGCAUUAAUAGAAGUUGAAGUAACCUUUAUUCUUAAAUCCAAGUUCCAACUAGCUGUCGCUCGACAAUAAUUGAUUUAUGGAGGAAGAGUAAUGAAUGAUAAUGAUACUCUCUCAAAAUAUAAUAUGCAAAAUGAAGACUUGGUUCUUAUUGAAAGAAAACCCAAAUAGUAAAGAACCCCAUUGGAAUUGGAAGCCAUCAAAUUUAUCAAGCAUUUCCAACAAAACCCCCAUUUAAUCGAGGCUAUCAGAAUCAAAGAUCCAAAACUAGCGGAAUCAAUAGAAAAAAAGAAAUUAGCAGGUGUCAUGGAAUACAUUUAGAAUUAAGUACUAAUAUUAAUUCAUUUUAGCAAUAAAAAAAAUUCUAAGAGUAACAAGAAAACAUCAGGAAACUGUAACAAUUGGAAUAGGAUCCUCUGAACCCUGAAAAUCAGAAGCUAAUUGAAGAAAUGAUCAACAAAAAAAAUAUUGAAGAAAAUCGAGAAUAUGCAGAAGAAUACAUUCCAGAAAGUUUUGGAACUGUUACUAUGUUAUACAUUGAACUCUCAAUAAACCGUCAUCCAGUACAGGCCUUUGUUGACAGUGGGGCGCAAAGCACAAUCAUGUCCAAAGCUUGUGCAGAGAGAUGUGGAAUCAUGAGAUUGGUUGAUACUCGUUUUUAAGGUAUCGCUCAAGGAGUGGGUACAUAAAAAAUCAUUGGAAGAAUACAUGUUGUUGAGAUGUAGAUAUUGGAUCAAGUAAUCAAUUCAUUUUUAUAAUUAGUUUUUGCCAUGUUCUUUGACUAUUUUGGACGGAGAUGGUAUCGAUUUUCUGUUUGGAUUAGAUAUGCUCAAAAGAUAUUAAGUAAUUAUUCUCUCAUAUCAUUAGUGCAAUAUUAAUUUGAAGGAUAAUUGUUUAAUCUUUCCAAAUGAAAAAUUAAGUGUUUAAUUUCUUCCAGAAGGUUAAAUUAAUAAAAGAAUAAGCAUUUAAUAAGAAGAAGAAAUCUUAAAAAGACAAAACAGUGACUCAUAGAUAUAAGAAGAGUAGCCUGUCAAAAAUUCAAAUUAGCCUUAAUAACAAUAAUAGCCAUAAUAAUAAUAGCAAUAAUAAUAAUAAUAACAAUAAUAAUAAAAAUAAUAAUAACCAAGUGCCAUUAAAAAUAAUUCCAGAUAUCCAGAUACUUCAAUUUAGGCAAUUAUCAAUCUUGGUGUCACUAGAGCUGAAGCAAUAAUUGUAUUAGAUUAAACUAAUGGAAAUGUAGAACUAGCAGCAUCUAUUAUAAUGUAGUAAAAAUAUGGUUUCAACUGA
Paramecium octaurelia is the source of this 1387-nucleotide messenger RNA. NCBI's taxonomy places the organism in Eukaryota, Ciliophora, Oligohymenophorea, Peniculida, Parameciidae. The record is from the annotation of a GenBank genome assembly.